CGCACGAAGGUUCCGCGGGCGCUGCCGUGGGUGUCCCCGGGCUCCCCGCGGCCCCCGCGGCCUCAGGAGCUCGGGCAGGGCGGACACGGCUCCAGGAGCCUUUAGACAGUGCCCUCAGACACAUGGAAUCACAGAAUCACGGGAUGGUUCGGGUUGGAAGGGACCACAGAGGGUCAUCCUGUCCCACCUUCCUUUCCAAGCAGGGUCAUCCCAGAGCGCACGGCUCAGGAUGGCACAGGAUUGUGUCCAGAAAGUUCUGGAAUCUCUCCAGUCAGGGAGACUCCACACCCUGGCUGGUCUGCCUGUUCAGUUCUUGGUCACGGUCCAUGCUCUGACACCACCCUUUAGAUACUCAAACACAUCCAUGAGUUCCCCUCUGGGCUGUCUCUUCUCCAGGCUGAACAAACCCAUCUCCCUCAGCCUUUCCUCACAAGAGAAAUGUUCCAGAACCUUGACCAACUUAGCAUCUCUGCACAGGAUGUGCCCCAGCAGUUUCCACAUGGUGGGAUUUCUGUGACUGUCCUACGCAGGGCCAGGGGUUGGACUUGAUCUUUGUGGGUCACUUCCAGCUCAGGAGAUUCUGUGAUUCCAUUUUUCUGUACAGCAAAACUUGGGGUUCCUGGGGGUGCCUGAGGCUUCACAGGCAGACAGCAAUGCAAAGAGGAAACGUCACCAAAAAACAGAGAAGUGGCCUUUCCCCAGUCCUGGUUUGAUCUUCAGAUCUGUGACCAGACACGGGCAAUCAGCCAAUUGCCUCGGUGCGAGCAGCCACAGAGUUUUCUUCUGAAUUUCCAUUUUCAGGGACGAGACUUUGUGACGCUGUCAGGGGAAAGCAGACAUGUGUUUCAUAAAGCCUGAGCCUUGGUUGUUUUCCACAGGGAGGUUGUCAGGAGGAGAGGGGGCUCAGGCCCUCAGACAUAAGCUAAAUCCAGCCACAAGAAGUUUCCCCUCUUCUUCGUUUGGAAGCUCACACUUGCCAGACGUGGAAUACCAAAGGGAUGAGUUUUGCCUCCUUUCUGCUUAUUACACAGCUGAGUUAACCCCACAUUUCUGUUUACCUCAACCCAGCUGCCUGGGGCAGUUUCGAGGUUGCAGCGGUGCCGUGGGACGGGCACGGAGCCCUCCUGUUAUUUCACAGAUAUUAUUUCACUGUUAUUAUUUCACAGAUAUUAUUUCACUGUUAUUAUUUGCAGCAGCGAUGGAAGGGAAAGAAGAGCUGCCUGACACAUCCUGGCCCACACGUCCUUGUGGUCCCUGUGGCUUGGGGCUGGGCUGAGCUCAGAGCCUGGCCCCAACCACGCCUUUCUGCUCUUUUUAAAGGUUGUUAAAGCAGCAGCUGUCAGUUUGCUGCUCCGCUGCUUCCUCCUGUGUGAAAGGAGAAAUCUCUUCAUGUCUUGGCGUGAGCUCCUUCCCCCCUGGCUGGUGAUCGUAGCGGGGCUGACGGGCAUCCUGCUGCUCUGUGUCUCCACCAAAGAUGUGCCUGUGGCCCCGCUCAGGACCAAGUAUGGCAUUGUUCUGGAUGCCGGCCCAUCCCGCACCAUCCUGUUCAUCUACCAGUGGACAACCAGCAAGGCAAACAAGACUGGGGUGAUCAGAGGAUGCAGUUCCUGUCCUGUGCAAGGCCCAGGAGUCUCCAGCUACUCCGAUUCUCCUCAGAAAGCUGGGAAGAGCUUGGAGCCGUGUUUGAACUGGGCCCAGAAUGAAAUCCCAGCAGAGCAGCACAGCCAAACCCCCCUGUACUUGGGAGCCACCACCAGCAUGAGGCAGCUGAACCUCACCCAUCCCAUCCUCUCUGACAGUCUCCUUGCAGCUCUGACUGGCACUCUGAAGUCAUCCCCCUUCAACUUUCAAGGGGCACAAAUCCUGUCCAGCCCAGAGGAAGAAGCAUUCAAUUGGGUUGCUGUUAACUAUGUCCUGGAGAACUUCUUCAAGUAUGACUGGCGAGGACAGUUGGUCCCCUCCAGGAAGGGGAUGGCAGGAGUCCUGUCCGUGGGAGGAACCUCAGCACAGCUCACUUCUGAGCUGGAAGAAGAGAAGCAGGCCCCAGAGGAGGGAGUGAGGCUGCAGCUCUAUGGGCAGACACACAGGGUGCACACCCGCCAGUGCCCCUGCCACGGCACGGAGCAGCUCCGCCGCAGGCUGCUCUCCGUGCUCAUCCAGGAUCAGAAAAGUGCUAAAACUGUCUCCAACCCCUGCUGGCCCCUCACUUACUCCCAGGAAGUGCAGUGGCAAUCAGUGCAUGCUGGGCCUUGUGCUGCCAGUGAUGACACACGGGACAUCCCUGGCCCCAAGGAGGUCUUCAACAUCACGGGCUCCAGCAACCCCACAGCCUGCAUCAGCCUCGUGCAAAGCCUGCUCAACUCUUCCUCCUCCUCCUGCAGCUUCUCCAAGCAUUCCCCCAGCAGUGGUCUCAAGCCCCUUCAGACCAGGUUUCUGGUGGUUUCUGAGGCCAUGGACUUCAUGAGAGGAACUGGACUUUCUCCUGACUUGGGUCAGGCUGUCAAGAGGCUGUGUGGGAUGUCCAUCAAAGAGCUGAUUAGGGAGUCCCAAGCAAGCCUGGAUACACUUGUUGACUACUGCACUGUGUCUGCCUUCAUCUUCCAUCUCAGUACAACAGGAUACACGCUCGACUUUGACCGGCCUGCUUGGACUGCAUUCCAGAAGAUGGGUGAUAGAUCAUCUGGCUGGACUCUUGGGUACCUGCUGAGUCUGACCAGCACCAUCCCCCAGGACAGCCCAAGCUUCCUCAAGGGGAUUGAGCCGGGGGUCUGGUCCUUGCUCCUGAUCCUCUUCGUCGUGCUGCUCAUGGGCUCCUUCAUGCGCAUCUCGUACCGAGUGAUGGUCAAGGACAGCAGCUCCAGUCACAGGAACAGCAGAGUUUUUGAUGACUGACAGUUUUCUGUGACUCAAGACUCUUGUCAGAGCACAGUUAACAGGGUCCAGACAGAAAUCACAGAGGUGUAAGUCACUGGAGGAUGAAAAUGAUUUUCCUGCAGGGCUCCCAGCAACUUGCUGGUACUUGCACUGCUGUACCUUGAGACAAUGAA
Parus major (Great Tit) is the source of this 3047-nucleotide messenger RNA. Its product is annotated as ectonucleoside triphosphate diphosphohydrolase 2-like. The coding region runs from base 1390 to 2892 and encodes 500 amino acids. The transcript has 9 exons. Gene Ontology annotation, molecular function: UDP phosphatase activity; GDP phosphatase activity. Gene Ontology annotation, cellular component: plasma membrane. The record is from RefSeq and is a predicted model, not a curated record. Gene Ontology annotation, biological process: nucleoside diphosphate catabolic process. Lineage: Eukaryota; Metazoa; Chordata; Aves; Passeriformes; Paridae.